This is a messenger RNA of Cryptococcus deneoformans JEC21, 2143 nucleotides long. Its product is annotated as membrane transporter, putative. Gene Ontology annotation, biological process: transmembrane transport. The record is from RefSeq and is a predicted model, not a curated record. Lineage: Eukaryota; Fungi; Basidiomycota; Tremellomycetes; Tremellales; Cryptococcaceae. The transcript has 12 exons. Bases 66 to 2012 code for a protein of 648 amino acids. Gene Ontology annotation, molecular function: transmembrane transporter activity.
ACAUGAGUUAUACAUAUCACGGACAGCUGUGAAAAGAACAUAUUCUCCCUCUUUCAAGCCAUACCAUGCUUCCGCCACCAUCAUCCAGACAGAGCAGCUACGUCUAUUCUACCCACGCUCGGCGGGGAUCAUCACCGUCAGCGCCCAAGCGCAUAGCUUCUUUCCGGUCAGUAGCAGAGAAUGCUCUCGGGCUAGAACCAGAGGACGAUGAUGAAGAAGAAGAGCUGAGAGCUGAGUUGGGUGUGGACGAUGAAGUUGCUUUGGCGGAAGAACAGAGGGAAAGGGGUUUAGAGGAGACGCUAGAGACGCUGGGGUUUGGUGCUUAUCACUGGAGACUACUUGCUCUAUGCGGGUUCGGCUGGAUGAGUGACAACUCGGCAUUGCAAUGCAUUGCUGUGAUAUUGCCAAGAGUACAAGUACAUUUCAAUCUCUCAUCGAAAGUAGUCGGGCUUUUAUCGGCGUCAACAAUGGCCGGAAUGAUGAUUGGUGCUGUCGGCUGGGGAGUUGUGUCUGAUCUACUAGGUCGAACAAUGCCUUUCAAUGCUACUUUGUUUCUCACAGGUGUCUUCGGUAUUGGCGCGAGCUUCAGUCCAAGUUUUUCGAUACUAUGUUGUUGGAUGUUCUGUCUCGGUAGCGCAGUAGGUGGCUCUAUGCCAACAGACGGCACGCUGUUCCUUGAAAAUCUACCACAUAGUAAACAGUAUCUCCUCACUUUACUUUCCGUCUUCUUCUCCUUUGGCGCUGUGCUUUCUUCCGUGAUCAGUCUCGUUUUCUUGCCCGGUGCAAGCUGUGGAACUUAUGAUGGCUGCGAUAUCGACAAACACGAGAAUGAUGGAUGGCGAAGAGUGCUAUUUGUUUUAGGGCUUUUUAAUCUCGUAUGUGCUCUCGCCCGAUGGUUUCUUUUCAAGCUUCAAGAAUCUCCUCGAUACCUCGUCUCAAAUGGGCGGGAACGAGAGGCUAUUCUCGCCUUACAAACCAUUGCCGAUUUCAACGACCACACAAUCAACAUUCAGCGUGCAGACGUACAGAGUCGAGAGUGCUCGGCAAUUGAACCUAGUACGAGGCGCAGCUCAUUUGCUUCCCCGUCCAGAGACGAAGAGGGCAUUUCUUACGGAGGUGUGGAGAGUGAUACUGAGAGAAAAAUGAAGAAUCAGCCUGUGCGAAGCGGAUCAUCGUUCUAUAAAGAAGACGAGGAUGACAUGUUUGAACGAUCAUUCAUUCCCACUGAGGGACAGAUCGAAGAAGAAAGGGAAGGGCUGAUGGAGGGCGAGUCGGUGGAUAACGAUGAAGUUGACGCCGAUAUGAGCAGUAGAUCAAAUGAUCGGUUCAAGGCUCAAAUCGAUGGAUGGAAAAAAGCACCUGUAGUCUGGUGGAAAAGCUGGAUAGCUCAGAUGGCGAAGUUAUUCGUACCCCAAUGGAGAAGGACAGUCAUCUUGAUGUGGAUUAUCUGGGGUUCAAUGUCGUACGCGUACACCAUGUUCAAUGUGUGGCUGCCGGCUGUCUUGGAAAGUCGGGCGAAGGGCCACGGCGAUGCAGCUAUCAAAGAAGCGCUCGGUGACUUUGUUCUCUACUCUCUGGCCGGAUGUCCGGGUUCAGUUGUCGGUGCGUGGAUGGUUCAAACUCGACUAGGCCGCCGGAAAUCCCUAGCUAUAUGUACACUCUGCACCGGUCUCUCGACUUUUGCAUUCAUCCGCGUAGAACAAAAAUGGGCUGUGGUCGUAAGCUCGAUGGUCAUUUCUGCCGCGGCUACUGCGAUGUAUGCUGUCCUUUAUGGUAUGACGCCGGAAACUUUUGGGACUUCUAUAAGAGGAACAGCAUGCGGCACAUCAGCAGCUCUUAGUCGACUCACUGGCGUCAUCGCCCCAGUUUCAGCAGGAUUCCUCUUAACGAUAACCCCUUCCCUCCCAGUGUUCACCUCUGCAGCGGUAUUCUGCAUGACUGCGGCUUGUAGUAUGGCGUUACCGUUCGAAAGGGUUGGGGGUACGGGGAGAGGAAGCAGGAUGAUGCAUUGACUCCGAUCCUCGAUUUCCACUCUUGAUUGGUAGCCCCGGAACAAGGAGCUCGCUUGAAUAUCGGGAGAUGCGGCAUCGGUUAUUCUGUAGCAUACGUAGAGUGGCAAAGUGUAGAGAAGUAAUACACCUGC